Messenger RNA from Aspergillus costaricaensis CBS 115574, 1008 nucleotides. RefSeq lists its product as uncharacterized. The record is from RefSeq and is a predicted model, not a curated record. The coding region runs from base 283 to 906 and encodes 207 amino acids. The transcript has a single exon. Lineage: Eukaryota; Fungi; Ascomycota; Eurotiomycetes; Eurotiales; Aspergillaceae.
CGACCAGUCCUGGUGACUCGAGCAAAUGAGUAUUCACAGCAACAGCCUGUCCAACAUGGCCAUGGAUAUAUAAUUUUGUGUUAACGGCCUUGUAUAGCUAUAUUCUCAUCACCUAUCCGUUACCAUCUUUUUAAACCAACCCCCUUUAUGAGUGAAUGUUAAUCACACUGAGACAUUUUCCGGAACACGAGACUCUCCAUCAGGGGACCACUGAUACUACUACUGAUAGAUCGUUUGCUUGCCUCAUCUGAUUAACCUGGCCCACCCUUAUAGCUCCAAGCCAUGGACGAUAAGGCUGAUUACCCCUCGGACUUCCUGCAAGCGCGAAACAACACCUUGACAGACGAUGAGGUAAACCAUCUGCUCGAGAAGCCGGGCUGCGCAGCUCGCUUCGUCUACGGAGUCCUCAUGCUCCCCACGGCACUAAAAUACUUCCUCGACAUGCCGCAGACCACGGACAUCGCCAAAUGCAUGAUGCACGCAACUGUGUACGGGUUCAAGCUCUACCACUUCAGCCCGGACAGCACACCCGUCAUGCUGCCCUCAGAGGACCCACAGCACCGAGUCGAAGGGAUGCUCAUCCUCGGAUUGAAUGAAGAACAUCGCAACAGGAUCUACGAAUAUGAGAGCGGGCUCAUGAGGCUUGUCGAUGUGCGGGCACAUGUCACUCAGCUGGACUCGUUCAAGGGCUACGAUAUUAGCAGUGUGCGGAUUGUCGAUGCGGGGGCGUUCGUCUGGAACCAAGAAAAGGUGGACGAGGCGAUGAAUGAGCUUCCGUCGACAGAACAAGGUCUGUAUACCUGGCCUAUGGAUGGACUUUUGUGUAGCCAGAUAUAUCGGAAUAUGCUUGCGGCUCAGCGCGCGUCGACGAUCGAUUUGGCGAGAACGUCGGCACCGAAUGCUUAGGGGGUGGUCCAGCUUGCUGGGAACAUGGAUCCAAUGAGUAGACGUUCUGGCUUGGUUACUUGGCGUUUGGUCGGUUGAAGGAUCUAGACUGUCUAUUUGUAC